Phalaenopsis equestris is the source of this 1152-nucleotide messenger RNA. RefSeq names its product serine/arginine-rich splicing factor SC35. The transcript has 8 exons. The record is from RefSeq and is a predicted model, not a curated record. Bases 86 to 898 code for a protein of 270 amino acids. NCBI's taxonomy places the organism in Eukaryota, Viridiplantae, Streptophyta, Magnoliopsida, Asparagales, Orchidaceae. Gene Ontology annotation, molecular function: RNA binding.
ACCAGAACGUUAUACCACAGUUCGCCGUCGCCCCUUCUCGCAACCCUAACCCUAGCUCCAAAACUCAGCCUUCCCUGCGUAAGAGAUGUCGCACUUCGGGAGGUCGGGUCCGCCGGAUAUCAAGGACACAUACUCUCUCCUCGUCCUGAAUAUCACAUUCAGGACUACGGCGGACGAUCUGUUUCCCCUCUUUGAUAAAUACGGAAAGGUGGUUGAUAUAUUCAUUCCCAGAGACCGAAGGAGUGGAGAGUCUAGAGGCUUUGCUUUUGUGAGGUACAAGUACGCAGAUGAGGCACAGAAGGCUGUGGAUAAACUAGACGGAAGGAAUGUGGAUGGACGGGAGAUCAUGGUUCAGUUUGCUAAAUAUGGACCAAAUGCUGAACGAAUCCACAAAGGAAGAAUUGUUGAAGCUUUGCCAAAGUCAAGGGGCAGGUCUAGAAGCCGCAGUCCUAGGCCUAAGUAUAAAGAUGAUUAUCAUCGAGAUAGAGAUUACUACCGUGAUAGGGAUUAUAGAAGGAGAAGCCGCAGUCGAAGUAGAGGGAGGUAUGAACGUGACAGAUACCAAGAGAGGGAGAGAGAUUAUCGUCGCCAAAGCCGCAGUCGUAGCAUGAGCCCUGAUUAUCAUAGAAGUCGUGGUAGAGGCAGAGGCUAUGAUGAUGAACGGGAGAGGAGCAGAAGCCGCUCCAUUGACAGUGCAUCAGACCGUCGUAGUCUUAGUCCGAGGCGGAGCAUGUCUCCUCGGAAAUCAUCUCCAUCUCCCGGUCGUAGUCCUCCUUACCAUGAUGAAAGCCCCAGCAAACACAGCAGUGGCAAGCGUUCACCAUCUAGAAGUGCUUCUCCGAGGGGUCGUCAUGCUGAUUCCCGUAGUCCCUCCCCUCGCAAUUCUGAUGAGGAUUGAUUGAUUCAAGAUCUCGUUGAAGGAUGGCAGAUAAUUUGUCCUUUCCUACUUGCCCAUAUAAUCUAAAAUAGCUCUGGGCUGCUUUCCAAGGUCAUGAGUUUGUUUCUCAGUUGCUACAAUCUAUUUCUUUGUUUCUGGCACAUUUUCUCAAACUGGUAGCAUUGCAUUUUGGCUGUAGUUUUGGUAACUGAAUUUUGUUGGAAGACUGUUAAUUUGUGAUGUACCUUUUUUUAAACUUUACCCUUGAACUGUGA